AUGGAUGUGUGCAGCAGGACCCCGAACCGCACGGCGCCGGUCGGGGAGGACGGACUGCCAGGCGCCGACGUGCCGCUCUGCUCCCGCACUAAUGGCUGGAGCUGGCCGCCUCACCCCUUCCAGCUGCUCGCGUGGCUGCUCUACGUCUACUUCGCUGUUACCAGCUUUGGCGUGUUCGUCCCCCUGCUGCCCGCUCACUGGAUCCCUGCAGGUUACAUCUGCACGGGCAUCAUGUUUGUGUGUCACCUGUGUGUCCACGUGAUGGCGGUGUCCAUGGACCCGGCCGACUACAACGUCAGGACAACGAGCCACAGGGGUCCAGUCCCCGCUUUCGACCGCUCCAAACAUGCACAUGUCAUCGAGAAUUGCCACUGCUACCUCUGCCAGGUGGACGUGGGACCAAAGUCUAAACACUGCAGUGCCUGUAACAAGUGCGUCGCCAACUUCGACCAUCACUGUCGAUGGCUCAACAACUGUGUUGGGAGCAGGAACUACAAGUUGUUCCUCUACAGCGUUGUCUCCGCUCUGUUGGGCGUCUGUCUGGUUCUGGUCGUCGCCUCCUACGUCUUCAUCGAAUUCUUUCUGGACCCGACUCAACUCCGCUCUGACAAACACUUCCUGGUGAGGAACGAUACAGGUGUGUGGUUCGUCUUCCUGCCCGUGGCACCGGUCCGAUCAGCAGCAGCCGUGAUUCCGUGUCUCGCCGCCGUCUCCGUGUCCCUGGGUCUGUUGUCGUCAGUUCUGCUGAGUCACCUGCUCUGCUUCCACGUCUACCUGAUGUGGAACAGACUCAGCACCUAUGAGUACAUUGUGCGGCAGCGUCACCGUCACGACAACCGAGACCUGAGGAAACCAGGACUAGUGAAGGAGCCGGAAACUCCUUCAGACCUCAGGGACCUGAACUACUCUGGGACACUGGGUUAUACCAACCCUCAGCUGGACGUGGAGGAACCUACCACUGUGUCGGCGCGGGGAGAGCCAGAGUUCCUGGUUAACGGCAGAGUGAGGAGUGUAUCCAGUCCGGUCAUGGAGGAAGAAGCUCCACCCUCCAUGUCUACACGACUGAAAGCAACAGCACAUACACACACACAACGACGCACACAGAAAAAGAAGAAGAAAGUCCGUAAGGUUCCAAUCGAGGAAACGAGGGAGCAGUGCUCGAGCGUGGCCCCGCCCCCAGCAGAUCCCAGUCUCUCCUCUGUGUCGCUCAGUCAGCGACUUCCUUUCCCCGUCUUUCCCCUGAGGGCCUCCCUGCCCCCCCUGGCCCUCGCCUCGGGCCCCGUUCAGGCUGCCGCCCCCCCUGCUGAGUACCACUCGGACUCUGCAGAGUCCUUGGAGGAGAUCCCUGUGGCGUUGGCCAAACUGGGCUCUUCGUCCUCUGCCGCUGCCGGAGAAGCCUCCUCAUCUUCACACAGAGCCUUCCCAGGGUUCCCCCUGCCCUCGCCCCAGCCCAGGACUAAGAGGAAGUCCACCUCCUCCCGUGCAAAUAAGAGCGCAGCGGAGCUGAGGUUUGAAAUGGCCUCCACCCAGCUGCCCACUGUGUUUGUAAGCCGCGCCAGUGGAGAGCCCCGAGAGGACGGCUUCAAUCUGAGCAGGAGGCAGAUGGGGCCAAGACCCGGGUCCAGACCUGGAUCCAGAUCUGGGUCCAGACCUGGAUCCAGACCGGCGUCCCGGGCGUCACUGGGCUCAGGUGCAGCUUCCUGGAUGGAGCGAUAACCUGAGCCAACAAUUCUUUUAAUCUCUACAAUCAUGUGCACUGCAGCCACGCACAAGUCUUUAUUUAACUGACUUUUAUUUUGAAGGGUCUUUGUAUAUCUCACUAUUUAUUGUUUUGAUAUUUUUUUAUUCUGAAGCCAAAGGCCAGUUCCUGUCUGUGCACAAUCUUUAUACUGCUGCUUGUGUGUUGAGCUGUUGAGACGCAGCUCACUGAGUUAGUGGAUGUUUGUCUCUCUUUUCCUCUGCCCCCCCCCCCCCCCCAUCAUAAACUCCUGAGACGCCAUCACAUGUUUUUACUGUUUCCAGGUCUCUAUGGUAACCCAGGACCAGAGGGAUGGAGGUGUUAUUAGGGAGAUGACAUCACUUCCUGUUCUCACAAGUCUCUGUUUAAAUGCAGCAACAAAAUGAACACAGAAAAUGCUCAUGCUGAAAUCCCACGCCCCCCCCACUACAUAUGUUAUAUUGAAUAUUAUGAACCAUUAAUUUAAAUCACAAUAUCUUUCAGGCACCAUUCAUAAUAUAUUCAUGAAUGAAUUCAUUUGUAUUUAUUUUGUAAAUACUUUUUUUUUUAUUUAAAAAUAUUUUUACUACAUUUUUUCAUACACUUUUCAGCCAAUCAGAGGCCUCCUCUUCCUCUCUCUUGGAUGUUGAUUGGUCGCAGGUUCAGACAAGAACCUGAUCAUCGUUCUAGACGAAGCUAAACUCAACUGUUUGUGGACACAUGUCUCUCUGAGUCUCAUCAGGUCCAACGUCUCUCUGGACAUUUUGCUGUAGCGUUUAUAUUAGCUGCUGAUGCUAACGGUGGCUAACCUGGUUAGAGCAAACACCCCCCCCGCCCAACCCACUGAAAUAAAAACAACUUCUGAUUUUUACUGGAGCGCUUUGAUCUCAGCCCUGACCUCUGACCCCUGAGGUCAAAGGACCAUCGAUCCUGACGUUUCUCGAACUCCUGAAUGUUUCAGUUCGUCCCCUCUGACAAUUUCGUGACAUUUUCUCAC
Molecule: messenger RNA, 2714 nt
Organism: Pleuronectes platessa (European plaice)
Lineage: Eukaryota; Metazoa; Chordata; Actinopteri; Pleuronectiformes; Pleuronectidae
Gene: zdhhc1
Product: zinc finger DHHC-type containing 1
Exons: 10
Coding region: 1-1716 (571 amino acids)
Biological process (GO): peptidyl-L-cysteine S-palmitoylation; protein targeting to membrane
Cellular component (GO): endoplasmic reticulum; Golgi apparatus
Molecular function (GO): protein-cysteine S-palmitoyltransferase activity
Source: RefSeq, a predicted model, not a curated record